AUGGCGACGAAGCCUGGAUCAGCAGGCACCAGCUUGUUCAACAACCCCACACUCUCCGACGUCAAGAUCAAGCAAAUCUACGAAGGCAAGGUGCGCGAGUAUCAUGCUCAUAAGCAGAUUCUAGCGAGGGGCUCCAAGUUCUUUCUGAACGCGUUCACGGGCAACUUCAAGGAAGCCUCAGGCAAUGUGAUUGAAGUCCAUAAUGACGUCCCGGAGCACUUCGAGGCCGCGCUCAAGUUUCUUUACACACAACAAUACGACUCAGAGGCCGUUGCCGAACAGGCAUUCAUCCAGAAUGCACAGCGUAUUCGUGUUCCGAUCGGAAUUUUGGUCGUCGCCGACAAAUACGACAUCGAGCGAUUGUCCGGUCUGAUCGUGGACGACGUGAAAAUCUAUCUUCUCACGACCACAAGACUUCCAGUGUUAGUAGCGGCAAUCAAAGAAUACUAUCCGAAUUGUCCCAACGCAGGCUCACCAAUGGGGAUUGCACUCACUACCGUGUUACUGGGACGGCCUGCAUCCACGCAUACGGAGGAAGUCAAGCUGCUUAUUGGUCAGUACCUUGCUUUUGGGGCUGACAUGGCGAUUCAUCUGCACGAAUGUGGUAGACUUCGGGUCUAA
This is a messenger RNA of Didymosphaeria variabile, 621 nucleotides long. RefSeq lists its product as uncharacterized. The record is from RefSeq and is a predicted model, not a curated record. Gene Ontology annotation, cellular component: cytoplasm. Gene Ontology annotation, molecular function: ubiquitin protein ligase binding. The coding region runs from base 1 to 621 and encodes 206 amino acids. NCBI's taxonomy places the organism in Eukaryota, Fungi, Ascomycota, Dothideomycetes, Pleosporales, Didymosphaeriaceae. Gene Ontology annotation, biological process: proteasome-mediated ubiquitin-dependent protein catabolic process; regulation of proteolysis. The transcript has 3 exons.